AUGAUGCUCCGCAUGCGGCUUCGUAUCCAUCGAUCUCGUGAUCAGUUGCACCGUCUUCAGUACUCAGCGGCUUCUACUUUAUCUUUGUCUUCUUCUUCUGCAUCUUCUACUUCAUCUACCACUUCCACGGGCUCUGACUCGUCCUCUGGAGCCAAUGGGAGCGGAGAAAAAGAACCUAAAUACAAGCCUGGAUGGUUCAGUCGUAACCCGGGCGUGACGCUAGGCGGUAUCCUCUUGGGUAUUGGACUUUAUAUCUACAGAGGUUCUAGAGGAAAGAAAAACUUUGAGGCAUUGCAGAAUCCCAUUGCAGAGGCAGCGGUUAUCUCACCCUAUGAGGCUUGGGAACUUCGCAGCAACAACAACAUUACAUCUAAAGUCUUUGAAGACAUAAGGGAUGGAGUGACAAGGGCAUUUCCUGAAGGCAAGGCAACAAUGCAGCAUUUUGACCAAUAUCUCGGCUUCAAGCUCGCUCAAGCGUGUUCAACGGGCGUGAACAAGGCCUAUCAUCUAGAAAGAGUGUUGAUGAGUCUAAACUCGGACGCGGACCACAAGAGUGACGUUGAUGCGCAAAUGGUAGCCUUCUCUUUGGCCGUCAAGGGAAACGUAGAUGAACGUUUGCGGAUUCUGUUCAACUUGGCAACAAAAGCGCCGGCAGGUGAAGCGCUCACGACACUUGCAGAAGACAAGAUAGAGAAGAUCGACACACGUGAGAUUUCCCAGGAGCAGUUGGAGCGAUUGAUUGAGCUGCUGCUUGAGACGUACCAGAUUCCGUCCGAGAAGCGUGUGCUGGCUGUAGAAGAUGCCAAGUUUCCAUUCCAAGAGUAUAUUGUAGCAACUCCGUCCGAUAUGCUCAAGGCUGCUGUACAGGGUCAAGUAAAGGACAAGAAGAUCACGGAAGAGGAAGCACGGGAGCGCCAGACGUACACGUUCGACGCCUUUUCGCAAAUCAUGCGUGGCAAGACCGUGUGUUUGUGGGGUGAAUGUUUUUCCAACAGCAAGAAGAAAAUGAAGAAUUGA
Peronospora belbahrii is the source of this 1017-nucleotide messenger RNA. The record is from the annotation of a GenBank genome assembly. Lineage: Eukaryota; Oomycota; Peronosporomycetes; Peronosporales; Peronosporaceae.